This is a messenger RNA of Sinocyclocheilus grahami, 905 nucleotides long. Its product is annotated as forkhead box protein H1-like. Bases 1 to 861 code for a protein of 286 amino acids. The record is from RefSeq and is a predicted model, not a curated record. The transcript is spliced from 4 exons. NCBI's taxonomy places the organism in Eukaryota, Metazoa, Chordata, Actinopteri, Cypriniformes, Cyprinidae. Gene Ontology annotation, biological process: regulation of DNA-templated transcription. Gene Ontology annotation, molecular function: DNA-binding transcription factor activity; sequence-specific DNA binding.
AUGCGCGAACAGCUACAUCAUGGAUAUAAAUGGGGCCUGAUCUUCUCAGUCUUCAGUCUGAGUCUGGACCAGGAGCUCAUCAUGACUAACAACAGAGUGAAAGGAGGAUUCAGCGGUUUGCUGGCAGAAUCAAGUGGCGUUCCGAGAAGGAGAUACAAAAGAUACACUACAGGCACUUACAUCGGACUUAUUGCGUAUGCAAUUCAAGAUUCACCAGACAAGAUGCUCACAUUCAAACAGAUAAUGAAAAAGCUGGAACCAUUUGUUCUCGGAGACAAAAAAGGCAUUGAGAACAACACCAGAGUCUGUCUUUCAUCAAACAGGUGUUUUGUAAAGGUCCCAGUCGAUCCGGAUUAUCCAAAUCCUAAAAAGAACUUCUGGAAAGUGGAUGAAAAUGGCAUUACUCCAAAAAUGUUUCGCCGACAUUUCAAAUAUCUAAUCAACAUGUUCCCUGGCCUGUCGAUUCAGACACAGCAGGUGGAUGAGUGUGAAGACAAUGCUCCCGAGCCUCUUAUUCCAGUCUGCAAGGUCACUGAAAGGAAAAGUGAAGGCAAAUUUACAGGCCCCUUUUCCAUAGAGUCAUUAUUGAAGAGCGACCGCGAAGUGAAGCGUUUGGAGGAGCACCCACACUACACCGACGCACAGCUUGGAAGGAGCAAGAGAAAAAACGUUUAUGAAUAUGAAGCUGUGAAGUGUUAUUACCCUGUUUCAGCGGUAGGAUGUGAACUGGCCUCAGCGAAAAGACCUCGUCUAUCUUCAGGACCUCAGUUCAGACAGUUUCUGCCUCCACAUGUCACAUAUGACCACCAUGUUCUCUUCAGCUCUCCUUUAAUGUAUGAUAUUAGAUAUGCCAGGUGGUAAACAGCCAGAAUGACCACAUGUGAAUAUGAUGAAAUCGCACUUUA